AAGCCCAAACCUCCAUCCCAAUAUAAAAUUCCUUCCACUUCAAGAAACAAAAUUCUUGGCGGCCCUUUUGCCUCAUGUUCUUACACACUCUUUCUCCACCUUGUGUCUCAGCUUGUUUCUAUAUCUCGCCACAUCAAAGGGAAGAAAGGAGCAGUUGAAGAGAGAUGGGAAGAAGUAAUACAUCAUCAUCAUCCACAGUCUUGUUUGUGUGGCUUUUGUUGGUUGGCUCCUUGGAGUUGGAAACUAGUUCAUUAUUAUCAGUUAGCACAAUUCCUAGAGCAAGCGCCAUGCCUGUGAAAGAUCAGAAGCAGCUUGUACACAGCCCUGGAUCAAAUCUCAACUAUAGGAUGAGCAAGAGAGGAGUUCCAAAUGGUCCAGAUCCAAUUCAUAACAGGAGAGCUGGGAACUCUAAAUGGCCACCUGGGCGAGCGUAGAAGUACUUACGAAUGAAGAGAAGCUAUUUAGCCAAAGCCCAAAUUAGAAAAGGAAGCUCAUCACACGAAGGAAGGCUGUCAUGCAUGUAAUAUUCUUUAUUUUGAUCAAUGGCGUAACAUUAAUCGAUAAUAAGGUGGUUUCAUUUCAUUUAUAUAUCAAAGAAAAAAAAAACAAGAAUAUUUUCAGAUAACAGAAAUCAUCUCCAAUGGAAAACCAGAGCUUGCAAAACUAUACCGGCAACUCGACUGGGAAAACCAACUACUUGAGUAUAAAUUUGUAGCCAUUUUAUAGCGG
This is a messenger RNA of Linum tenue, 729 nucleotides long. Lineage: Eukaryota; Viridiplantae; Streptophyta; Magnoliopsida; Malpighiales; Linaceae. The record is from the annotation of a GenBank genome assembly.